This is a messenger RNA of Anarrhichthys ocellatus (wolf-eel), 3600 nucleotides long. RefSeq names its product transmembrane protein 181 (gene tmem181). The coding region runs from base 916 to 2364 and encodes 482 amino acids. The record is from RefSeq and is a predicted model, not a curated record. The transcript has 17 exons. Gene Ontology annotation, molecular function: toxic substance binding. Lineage: Eukaryota; Metazoa; Chordata; Actinopteri; Perciformes; Anarhichadidae.
CUGUUUAUCUGCCGACACAAUGGCGCACACACAUUUCCCCGCUGCGUUUCAUUGGGGCUAGGAGAACAGUAGUUAGAAUAUGAGCCUAUUGUGCCAUGAUGGUAGAUAAACAAGAGGUGUCCGUUGGGAUUAUACUCGUGUAUUGUAUGUUGUCGCUUUAUAUUUUAGAUGAUGCUAGACUGAGGGGUAGAGCAGUCCUUCAAAAAGAUCAGUAACAAAUCAAUGGAAAUGGGGUAAAUAGGGGAAUACUUUGCAUUUCACACACAUUCUCAGAAUGUGCUGAAUUUUUAGAUAAUCUUAAAACAAGGUAGCGGCCUCUUGAUUCCUCUCAAAGGCAACACGUGUUGUCAUGCAGAAGGGAAUUGAACGAUAGGCCACAUCUGCAUUAAACGUUUUAAAUCACCAUGCCUACUGUAAAAUCCAGAUGGUGUUCAAAUUUGAAGAAAUUAACUAAGUAGCUUAUUAGAUUUUUUUUUAUAGCUCAUUAGAAAUUAAAAGUCAAUGUUGACGUAUGACGCAGUCUUGUGACGCAAUACGCAUGCAAACCACGUGGAGGGUUUUAAAUAAAAUGAAAGAUGACGUGUUCAGCCGUUGCCUUCAAGACUUUAAACUAUACGCCUUUUUAGCUAAACAUAAUAAGUCUCAGCCACAAGUAAAAUGACACGUAAACCUAAUGUCUAACACUGAAACAUGACCGUAGAUGUGGAAUAAUUGUAAUGAACAUGACAGCUUCAUGUAUCUAAUAAAGGAGGGAAGCCCCUCUCGAGGGGAGUCACGUGACCACGGCUCCUCCCACUCGAUGACGUUGCAGUCCAGUUAUCGUAGACUGGUGUUGAUACACGGAUGUGGAUUCACCGCUAAUGUUUGUUUCCGUUUUAUUUUCUCCACCGGCAUCGACACCGCGAACCGAAAUAAAUGGAGCUACUGGCCCCCAUGCGGCUCUACACGCUGUCCAAAAGACAUUUUGUCUUGGUCUUCGUGUUUUUCCUGAUCUGCUUUGGCCUCACCAUCUUCAUUGGGAUUGCAGGUCCUAAGGUGAUUGCUGAGCAAGAGCACAGUGGUGAUCAGUUACUUCUCAAGAACCUCUCAGUUAAGACUGGGCCCUUCAAUCUAGUCUCACCUCCCCUCACCACAUACAACCAGCAGCUAUGGCUCACCUGCGUGAUGCAGGUUGAACACAGCAACAUGGGAGACUUCCAGCAGCCCUUUGAGAUCAACGUUGAGCUAAAAGGAGUGAUGCAGGAUGCCAGUGUGAUGCACAUCAACAAUGUGCACCAGAAGUCCCGAACGCUACACUGCGGGACAAAAUGUGAUGAGAUCAUUGUGCUCCAUCUUGGCUAUCUGAACUACACCCAGUACCAGGUCAUGGUCAGCUUCAGCGGCCUGGAGAAUAUCACGUAUGAAAUCAAAGUCAAGUUUGUGUGGAAAAUGUACAACCCCAGCUUCUCUCAAGUGGAGAUCUGGUUCCGGUUUGUCUUCGUGGUGUUGACCUUUAUGGUGACGUGUUUGUUUGCACACUCACUGAGGAAGUUUUCUAUGAGGGAUUGGGGCAUAGAGCAGAAGUGGAUGUCGAUCCUGCUCCCUAUGCUGUUACUCUACAAUGAUCCAUUUUUCCCGCUGUCAUUCCUGGUGAACAGCUGGUUUCCGGGGACAUUGGACACUUUCUUCCAGGCUCUGUUCCUGUGUGCGCUGCUGCUCUUCUGGCUCUGUGUUUAUCAUGGCAUCAGGGUUCAGGGUGAGAGGAAAUGUCUGACGUUCUACCUGCCUAAGCUGAUAAUUGUCGGUCUUCUGUGGCUGUCAGCGGUCACACUGGGCAUAUGGCAAACGGUUAAUGAACUCCAAGACCCGACCUAUCAGUAUAAAGUGGACAUAGUGAACUUCCAGGGCAUGAAGGUCUUCUUCCUGAUUGUAGUUGCCCUCUACAUCCUCUACCUGAUUUUCCUGGUCGUCAGAGCUUGUUCUGAACUCAAGAACAUGCCGUACUCAGAUCUCCGGCUCAGGUUUUUGACAGCUCUGACAUUUGUGGUCCUUAUUAUAAGCAUGGUCAUUCUCUACUUGAGGUUUGGUGCCAAGGCUCUCCAAAACAAUUUUGUCGCUGAACUGUCUACUCAUUACCAAAACUCAGCUGAAUUUUUAUCAUUCUAUGGUCUACUCAACUUUUACUUGUACACAUUGGCAUUUGUGUAUUCCCCCUCCAAAAAUGCACUUUAUGACUCCCAGUUGAAGGAUAAUCCUGCUUUCUCCAUGCUGAAUGACUCGGAUGAUGAAGUAAUAUAUGGGAGUGAUUAUGAAGACAUGCCUUUACAAAACGGACGCGCCAUCAAAGCAACCGCCAAGUACCAGGAUGAGAGUGACACUGACUGAGGAGGUCUCUGAUUGGCUUGUUGUUCCUUUGUUGUGUCCCUGUUGGGAACUACGAGAAUACAAUGUAAAUAAGGAGGAACUGCGUUGGCAAUACGAAAUGAUAUACUUUCUGUGUACAUAAUUAUAUUUUUAAGAAAAGUUCCAUGUCUACUGAAUGUACUGUAUUUUACUGAAAGUUGGGGCAAGUGGCCACUUGACCUUUUUUCUCAUUGGAAACAAACUGAAGUACAAUGAUACAAUUUCUACAUGUUUGCAAACUCUUUUCCUCCUGAGAUUUCUCACACAAUGAUUUUUUUUUUUGUGUGAAAUCAACAUUAUUUCAAAUGCUUUGUGUUGAACCACUGCUGUCACUCUAUUGCACUGUGUUGUUUUUGUAACAUCCUGUUCUCUGACAGUCUGAGAAUAAUGAGAAUGCAUGUAUCGGGCCAAAGCUGAGGUACAUUAUACCGGUGAUAGAAAGUAGAGGAAGCUUAUGCUGCCGCAGCAGCUGUAAGCGAACAUUUUGGGCUCACUGGCAUGAGUGAUGAAUGUGAAUUAAAGGGCCAUAGGAAUGCUGGCUGACAAAUUCAUUUUUUAUUUUUUUUUUUUGAAAUACAGGGAGAGCCUUAACAGGAGUAGGUCUCACUUCUCUCUUACCACUUCUUCCCUCAGAAAACAGCUUUGUAAUUGCACUAGUUUAAGAUUUUAACUUAUUUCUCUAAAAGGUGAUUUGAUACUGUGUCAUCUGGAUGAAUGGCUUUUGAUGAACUGCUUGGAUUUUACACAACUGAAUGUAGAGGACUACUGACUAAAUGUUUCUUAUCCCCACACAUACAGUAGACGGACCAUUGGCCAAAUCUUUUUUUUGCCUUAUGUUGAACACAUUAUUUUAAGCAAUCCUUUUUUCUGCUGUAACUUUCCCGAUAUUGCUUGCAAUGUGAGAUGUGCUGACCUUUCUGUUAUUUUAUAAAACUGGUUAUGGACAAAAACAGCCAAAACAAAUGUUUCAUGUGAACAUGUAUUAUAUUCAAGAUGGUGCCUUGUCUUUACGUGUCCUUUGUCGAUGUAUAAAUGCUUUGACAUAAAUGUGCAUUUUUGAUUCUUUCAGUGUGAAUGUAGUUUAAAGUGGUUAAAUGAGGUUGUUGUGGGUCCUUGUAUGAUGCAAAAUUCCUACGUUUUUUGUUGCUUCAUACGAUAAAAGCUGUAUAUGUAGCACACUGUCACGUCACAUGUAAAUAAAGCAAAGUGUAUACAGCA